Messenger RNA from Elephantulus edwardii (Cape elephant shrew), 960 nucleotides. Its product is annotated as olfactory receptor 1F1-like. Bases 1 to 960 code for a protein of 319 amino acids. NCBI's taxonomy places the organism in Eukaryota, Metazoa, Chordata, Mammalia, Macroscelidea, Macroscelididae. The transcript has 2 exons. Gene Ontology annotation, molecular function: olfactory receptor activity; G protein-coupled receptor activity. The record is from RefSeq and is a predicted model, not a curated record. Gene Ontology annotation, biological process: G protein-coupled receptor signaling pathway. Gene Ontology annotation, cellular component: membrane.
AUGAGAGGGACAAAUCACACAAGUGUCUCCGAGUUUCUCCUCCUGGGACUUUCCAUGCAACCCCAACAUCAGCCAUUCUUCUUCAUGCUUUUCUUGAGUAUGUACCUGACCACUGUGCUGGGAAACUUGCUCAUUGUACUGGCCAUCAGUGCAGACUCCCGCCUGCACACACCCAUGUAUUAUUUCCUUGGUAAUCUGUCCUUCGUGGAUGUUUGCUUCUCCUCUACCACUGUCCCAAAGAUGCUGAUCAAUAACAUACUCAGUAGCAAGACCAUUUCCUUCUCUGGGUGUCUCACGCAACAUUAUUUUCUCAUUGUGUUUGCUGAUGUGGACAAUUUCCUCCUGGCGAUAAUGGCCUAUGACCGUUUUGUUGCUGUGUGUCAUCCCUUACACUACACAACAAAGAUGACCCAUCAGCUCUGUGCCUUGCUGCUCAUUGGAUCAUGGAUCGUUGCGAAUGCAAAUGCUCUGCUACAUACCCUGUUGAUGAUUCAACUUUCCUUCUGUGCAGACAACACGCUCCCUCACUUCUUCUGUGACGUGAGCCUUUUGAAACUCUCUUGCUCAGAUACAUAUAUCAAUGACAUGAUGAUUUUUAUUGUAGCAGGGCUAAUAUUGAUUGCUCCCUUUGUUUGCAUCCUCAUCUCAUACAUCCUUAUUGCUUGUGCAGUUCUGAGAGUUCCAACCACAAAGGGAAAAUUGAAAGCCUUCUCCACCUGUGGCUCCCAUCUGGCUGUAGUUUUACUCUUUUAUGGCACCAUCAUUGCUCUGUACUUCAGUCCUUCAUCUUCCUACUCAGUGGAGACAGACACUGCAGCUACUGUGAUGUAUACAAUUGUGACACCCAUGUUGAACCCUUUCAUCUACAGCCUCAGGAACAAGGAUAUGAAAGGAGCUCUAAGAAAAAUAAUUACCAUGAAUGUACACAUAUCUAUUUUUGUCACAGCUCUUUUUCUUUAG